This is a messenger RNA of Theobroma cacao (cacao), 2482 nucleotides long. The record is from RefSeq and is a predicted model, not a curated record. Lineage: Eukaryota; Viridiplantae; Streptophyta; Magnoliopsida; Malvales; Malvaceae.
GCUAUCUGCAUUCAUUCGAUGCAUUUGCUUCCUUAACUAUAGCUUUCUGUAAGGUAGCUUGAAUUCAUUGCUUCUCAUCCUUUUGAUCUACUGUCAAGUUUCUUCCUAUGUAGAUACCGUAUUCAGGAGUAAGUCUUUGCCAAUUCUUUCUUUGUUUCAUGAAAGGUUGGUUUCAUUCUGUAAAAGAAACUUUUAUGCUUCUUUGCUAGAAGUUACAAACUUCAAUUUGGGUAUUUCAAUAUUAGGUUUGCCUGUCGACGAUGGAUACCCUUCUCCCAAACAAUGGCUCAGAAGUAGUCUUUUUAAAUCAGAAUCCUGUUAAUGGAUCCAAUCCUAAUAACAUAUUGGUGGAUCCAGCCAAAUCAAACCAUCCUGGCCAUGUAGCUUCAUCUGUAGGUUCGAACUCAUCAGAUGGAGAUUCUCCAUACGGUAGUGACAACCUUGAUUUUUCCAACGCUGUGUUAAAGUUCAUAAAUGAUGUGCUUAUGGAAGAAGAUGUGGAGGGUAGACCCUGCAUGUUGCAGGACUGUUUAGCUCUCCAAGCUGCGGAGAAAUCUUUCUAUGAUGUUCUAGUUCAGAAAUAUCCCCCUUUACCUGAUCAUUUCUAUCAAGAAGUUGAUGUAGACAACGAGUGCCCAUAUGAUCCCCUUAUCUGCAGCAACAGAGCUGAUGGCAAUGAUAGCCAGGCUGCUGCUAACAAUAUGGUGGAAUCAAGCUGGAAUUAUCAUCAACAUGGCUUGGAUUCCCCAUUGAUGCAAAGUUCUAGUAAUUACUCUACUGAACUUACCUCAUUUUUACCACGUUUAUGUGGUGAGAUACUACGUUCUGAGCCUGUGGAGAGUUACACAUUUAAGCUACCAGAGCUACAGAAAGGGGUGGCAGGCAGGGAAGCAGAGAAGGAAGUGUGGAAGCACAUUUCAAACAGAUCAAUGGGAAGGAAAAAUCAUCCACGGGAAUUUGAGGAUUCCUUGGAAGGAAGGAGGAACAGUAAGCAAUUUGCGUUAAUUACUGAAGAAGACUCGUCUGAGGAACACAUGUUCGAUGAGGUUUUCCUUGUUAAGGGUGGGAAUGUGUCAUGUCCUCUUUAUGAAGCCUCACAAAAUAGAGCAAACAGGAAGUUGCAAGAUAACGGACAGGUGAAAGCGGAUAGCGGUAGAAAAAGCCGUGUAAAGAAACAGGGGAAUGGAAAGGAAAUGGUGGAUUUGUGGAGUCUCCUAAAUCAAUGCGCACAAGCUGUGGCCAUCUAUGACCAAAGAGCUGCAACUGAGCUACUCGGUAAGAUUAGGCGACACUCUUCUCCUUUUGGAGAUGGAACUGAGAGGCUGGCUCAUUACUUUGCCAAUGGUCUAGAGGUACGCUUGAAUGGCACCGGGGCACCGCUGUAUACCCCAAUUCCAAGAAAUGGCACUUUGGCUUCUGAUAUCAUAAAAGCCUAUAUCUUAUAUGUUUCAGCAUGCCCUUUCAGGAGGAUAUCAAAUUUGUUUGCCAAUCGAAACAUUGCAAAGCUAGCAGAAAAGGCAACAACAGUCCACCUUAUUGAUUUCGGCAUUUCCUAUGGUUUUCAAUGGCCCUGCCUUAUUCAGCGUCUCUCAACAAGGCGUGGUGGGCCUCCUAAGCUUCGCAUAUCGGGAAUUGAUUUUCCCCAACCAGGGUUAAGGCCUGCGGAAAGAAUUGAAGCAACAGGCCGUCGUUUAAGAAGAUGCUGUGAGAAUGUUGAUGUCCCAUUUGAGUACAACUCCAUAGCGAAGAGAUGGGAAUUUGUCCGAGUUGAGGAUCUAAAGAUCGAAAGAGAUGAGUUGAUUGUUGUUAAUUGUAUGUACAGGCUAAGGAAUCUGCCUGAUGACUCAGUGGUAUUAAACAGUCCAAGGAACAUUGUUCUGAAGUUAAUCAAGAGAAUUAAUCCAGAUCUUUUCAUCCAUGGAGUUGUUAAUGGUAGUUACAAUGUCCCAUUCUUUGUCACACGGUUUCGAGAGGCGUUCUUCCACUUCUCAGCAAUAUUUGACAUCCUGGAGGCUAACGUACCUCGUGAAGAUCCAGACAGAUUGCUGCUUGAAAGAGAAAUGUUUGGAAGGGAUGCUAUGAAUGUUAUUGCAUAUGAGGGGCUGGAGAGAAUUGACAGACCAGAAACGUACAAGCAGUGGCAGUUCAGGAACCAGAAAGCUGGGUUCAGGCAGCUUCCUUUAGACGAAAAGAUAUUGAAUCGGGCACGGACAGUGAUGAAAUCAAACUACCACGAGGAUUUUGCUAUUGAGGUCGACGGCCAGUGGAUUCUUCAAGGAUGGAAGGGGAGAGUAAUCCAUGCUCUUUCUUGCUGGAAACCUGUCCAGGAGUGACAGGGUCUCCUGUCUCUAAUAAGUAACAUGACAAAUGAGCUAGGUCCAAUUCUGUUCAUAGUUUUUGCUAAUCUAAAAGCAAAGCACUACUCUGCUUAGCUCUUAAUAUGUUAAUUCAUUCCUUUCUAAUAUAAAUGAAAUUUUCUCUA